Siniperca chuatsi (mandarin fish) is the source of this 1368-nucleotide messenger RNA. RefSeq names its product Galectin-related protein A-like. Bases 134 to 571 code for a protein of 145 amino acids. NCBI's taxonomy places the organism in Eukaryota, Metazoa, Chordata, Actinopteri, Centrarchiformes, Sinipercidae. The record is from RefSeq and is a predicted model, not a curated record. Gene Ontology annotation, molecular function: carbohydrate binding. The transcript is spliced from 4 exons.
UCACUGCCAAAUUGGGAGCCUGUCUCUAUGACAACGUAGUACAGGCGGGGUUUGCCAGCUGGAGGCAGAGUCAAUCAGUCCUCAGUUGGCAUCACCGCUCGAAACCUCCACACUGCAUCACGCCCUGAGUGGAAUGGAAGAAAAGGACAAGAAAGAGCAUGGGGAGUAUAACGGAGAGAUAAAGGGUGGGCUGCGGCCUUCAAUGAAACUGGUUGUUAUGGGAAUUAUCAACAAAAAACCCAAGAGCAUUGAGGUGACUCUGUCCAGUAAGCCUCAGGAGGAGGACACAGAGGGCGAUGUGGGACUUCAGUUAAAGGUGAACUUCAUGGAUAAGGCUGUCCAACGCAACGCCCGCCUGGCUGGAAAGUGGGGUCCAGCUGAAAAUACCCUCUCCUUCUUUCCUUUCGCACCUGGAGAAUCCUUCAAGAUGGAAAUAGUUUGUGAGCACCAGCAGUUUCGUAUCUUGGUGGAUGGACAGCCUCUGUGUGGAUUCACCCACCGGCUCUCCCAGCUUGCCUCUCUCACUGCCUUACGAGUCUAUGGAGAUCUACAGCUCACCAAGGUGGCCUAACACCAGCAUCUCACCAACAGAUAAAAGAACAUACAUAAGGAUGUUCUGGGACAGUAUAUAAUACAUAGUAUUAGAAUAGAGAAACUUUUUGAGUGAGUAAAUUAACCCAUGAUGGGGAUGUUGUGUCUCCAGUUCCGAACAAAGUUACGCCUGCCUCGUAAUCACGUGUUAAGUCAAAGUGCCUUCUCUAGAUUACCUAUUUGGAGACUUGAAGAUAAUGACUGAAUGUAACAGUCAUCAAUGUCUUAAAUAAACUGAAGGAUGUGAUUUGAACUGAAGUGAAUUAAGUUUUAAGCAAACGUGGUCUAAGCUAUAAUAUUUUCCCUUAAUGAACAUUUGAACAAACGUGAUGAGUCACUGCAAAAAAGGAGUGCUGCAUCAGGUCUUUGUGCAUUCAAAUCUCAGACGUUUGUCUUUGAUUUCUCUGGAGUUAACCUUUGAAAGCACUUACGUUUACGAGCGCCUGCAUGAAGAUGAAUGUUCCCAAAAUCGAUGAAUUGUCAUUCUGUACCCGACUAAGUACUGUAACAGGUGUAAUAUUGUAAAACAAUUUCAGUAACCUGCAUUAGUGCAUGCCAGUAAUACAAACAGUAUGUUUCAUUCCUCUCAGUUUGCCUCCAGAUUAAAUCCAAAGCUGGAAGGAUUAGGUUAUGUCACACUUUCUGUUAUUCCAUUAUCAACUUAAGCUUUGAAAAGCUACUAACGCCCACUGGUUUGUGUACUUUUCAUUUAUCCAUAGCACUUUUUAUGUGAAUGUUUCAUAUUGACUUUACUGCAAUAAAUCACUUUUGUUGUUA